GUACAUGACUGUUUUAUAUUUCUCAAUUCUCAGCCCUGUAGAUUUCUUCUCUUCUUUUCUUUCUUCUUUCGGGGCUUGAAACUUUCUCUGUGGUAUAACUGAGUUUUGGCCUUUGCAUAGGAGCAUAUUUCUUCUGGUUUCACUAUUUUUUGUCUUUCCCAGCUUGUACAGAGGUGGAAGAGCUCAUGUUGAUUGAGUUGCUGAUUUAAUAUGAACAAAUAUCGACUCACAAGCCUGAUCGAAAGCAGGAGGCUGCUAUGGCUACUUGCAGUGUUAUUUGCUCUGGUUUUCUGUGUGCAAUAUUUUGAGCUUCCUUAUGGAAAUGCUUUUUUGGCCUUAUUUUUGUCUGGCAAUGCUGAAGUUUCAUCAGUGGGAAACUCCUCUAUAGGAAAUUCAUCAAGUGGCUUCUAUGUUGGGAAGUCAUUGGUUGAUGGAAGCUUGAAUUUUUCUAACAGCUUAAAUUACACAGACCCUAGCACCUCUUACGGGGGUAGUGAUGUAACUGAGCUUUUCGACGGAACAGAUGCAAAGGCAAAACAUUCUGAUGAUGACUCCUUAGAUGUGGUUGCUGAUAGUGACCCUGAAGAUGAAUCUCCAUCGAAGGACUUCAUUGAUAUGAACCACAACUCAACAGCGGCAGAGGUAGUAGGAAAUCCUAGCCUAGCACCAGAGAAGGCUGUGGAGCCUAAUCAAACUGUACCAGCAUCAGAUUCAAAUGCUACUUCAAAUAAUAACAUUUCACUGGACAGAAUUGAGGGACGAAAUAUUGCACCAGUAUCAGUUGGAAAUGACAUCUUGGAUAGCAGCCUUUCAAACACUUCAGAUGCAUUGCAACCAUCAGAUUCACCAUCUUCCAUGGACAAAGACGCUACCAAUGCACUUCAGAAAACUAGCAUUCCUGAAUUUCUGAAAACUGAUCUUGCUCCUUCAGUCAAUUAUUCUUCUAGGAAUGCAAUCCCCAAAGUGAAAGAUAGCCCUGAAGAUGCAGUGGCGUCACUUUCAAAGAUGAAUGAUAUGCUUCUUCAGAGUCUCACUUCCUAUCAUUCAAUGAGACCAUGGUGGAGUAAAGGUACUGAUCAAGAGUUAAUACUUGCAAGAUCCCUCAUAGAGAAUGCCCCCAGUGUCCAGAAUGACCCUAAGCUCAACCAAUUUGCUCCUCUAUACCGUAAUUUUUCAAUGUUUAGAAGGAGCUACGAAUUAAUGGAACAGACUCUCAAGGUUUACAUUUACAAAGAAGGAGAAAGACCAAUAUUCCAUCAACCAGUGCUCCAAGGGAUAUAUGCUUCUGAGGGAUGGUUUAUGAAGCUGCUCAAAUCAAGCAAACAUUUUGUUACCAAGAAUCCGAAAAAAGCUCACUUAUUCUACUUACCUUUUAGUACAAGGAUGUUGGAGGAGACAUUAUAUGUGCCUAAUUCUCACAGUAGGAAGAACUUAAUUCAGUGCUUGAGAAAUUACCUCAGCUUAAUCACAAGUAGAUAUUCAUUCUGGAAUAGAACUGGAGGAGCUGAUCAUUUUGUUGUAGCCUGCCAUGACUGGGCUCCAGCUGAGACGAGAAAAAUCAUGGCACAUUGCAUAAGAGCUCUAUGCAAUUCGGAUAUUAAAGAGGGCUUUCAAUUUGGCAAAGAUGUAUCUCUUGCAGAAACAUAUGUACGCUUACCUCAGCAUCCUCUUAGACAAGUUGGCGGGCGACCUCCCUCCAAGCGAAAAAUUCUUGCUUUCUUUGCUGGAAACAUGCAUGGAUAUCUCCGUCCUAUACUGCUGGAGCACUGGGAGAAUAAAGAUCCUGACAUGAAAAUCUUUGGCCCAUUGCCUAAGGUGAAGGGCCAAAUGAGCUACAUCCAGCACAUGCAGAGCAGCAAGUAUUGCAUAUGUGCAAGAGGCUACGAAGUAAAUAGUCCACGUGUAGUUGAGGCCAUCUUUUAUGAGUGUGUUCCUGUCAUUAUAUCUGACAAUUUUGUGCCUCCUUUCUUUGAAACACUAAAAUGGGAGUCCUUCGCCAUUUUUGUCCCAGAAAAGGAUAUCCCAAACUUGAAAAACAUACUUCUGUCAAUCCCAGAGAAGAGGUAUCGAAAAAUGCAGAAGAGGGUUAAGCUGGUACAGCAACAUUUUCUUUGGCAUCCUAGGCCUGUAAAGUACGACAUUUUCCAUAUGAUACUCCAUUCAAUUUGGUAUACCAGAGUUUUCCAAAUAAGUUCCAAGUGAUAGAUGUCAGAUAUUUGAAAGAAACGUACUAGAAAUUUAGAUCUGUAGUGCAGGUGUUUGAUUUCUUGCUGUACAUAACUGUUAAAAGUAAUUAUUUCUGUUAUUAUAUGGGCAAUAAUGUAUCCUCUCUUCUCUUUC
Messenger RNA from Coffea eugenioides, 2340 nucleotides. Its product is annotated as probable glycosyltransferase At5g03795. Gene Ontology annotation, molecular function: glycosyltransferase activity. The record is from RefSeq and is a predicted model, not a curated record. The coding region runs from base 211 to 2202 and encodes 663 amino acids. The transcript has 5 exons. NCBI's taxonomy places the organism in Eukaryota, Viridiplantae, Streptophyta, Magnoliopsida, Gentianales, Rubiaceae.